GUCCCCCUCCUUUGUGGGUUUCCUCCCCUUUUCUGGCGACAACAGCGCGUUGACGACCUCGUUAUGGCUCCACGCUUACUAGGACAGAAGGCCGCGCCGCAGGCUGCUGGAAGUCACGGUGGAGCAAGCUCGAGCUCAGAGCGCACACCUCUCCUAUCUAAUUCAACCACGACCGGUGUCGAUGAAGGUGCGCGCUCUGAGGCCCCAUUGGCAGAAGCUCCCGACAGUAGCGACGAUGCAGAGCUGAACCCGGGUGAACUUGCAUUCGACGAAGAUACCGCAGGCGGACUCGGCCGGCAUCUCGGCGUGACCUCCUGUACGCUCCUCAUCGUCGGCCGUAUCAUCGGCACGGGUAUCUUCUCGACUCCCUCCUCCAUCUUGGGCGGCGUCGGCUCUGUAGGCGCCUCCCUAACGCUAUGGGUGCUCGGCUUCUCGCUGUCGUUUUGCGGGCUGUUCAUCUGGCUGGAGCUCGGGACGAUGAUCCCACGCAGCGGAGGGUCGAAGGUGUACCUUGAGGCGGUGUAUACGCGUCCGAAGUACCUCACAACCAUGGUUUUUGCAACGCAUGCCAUCAUACUUGGUUUCACGGCUAGUGGGUGUAUUAUAUUUGCAAGCAACAUACUCGUGGCAACAGGACACGAAGCUUCACGGUGGGUAGAGCGCGGGAUAGCGCUGACAGUCAUGAUCUUUGUGACCUUACUGCAUGGUCUUGCGCCUCGCAGUGGUAUUGCCCUCAUGAACGGUCUUAGUGUUUUCAAGAUCUUCAUCCUACUCUUCGUAGUGGUGACAGGAUUUGCUGUCCUCAGCGGAAAAACGCGCGUCUCCGAUCCGUAUGCCAACUUCCGACAACCAUUUUCCGGAAGCUCACAUAGUGCAAACGACUACGCAACAGCCAGCUUCAAAGUCCUCAAUGCGUUUGCCGGCUGGUCUAAUGUGAACAGCGUCCUCAACAACGUACGCAAUCCCGUGCGCACCCUCAAGAUCUCGGGGCCGCUUGGCCUCGGCAUCUGCGCAGUCUUGUACCUAUUCGCAAAUAUUGCCUACUUCAGCGCUGCUACCAAGGAGGAGAUCAAUAACAGCGGUGUGACUGUUGCUGCGCUGUUCUUCGGCAAGGUCUUCGGAGAAGCUGCGCAGCGUGCAUUGGCCGUGCUCGUCGCGCUCAGUGCCCUUGGAAACGUCAUAACAGUGACGUUUACCACAUCGCGUAUUAACCAAGAACUUGCAAAGGAGGGCGUACCUCUCCCCUUUGGUAACAAGUUCUGGGCAUCGAAUUGGCCCACAGGAAAGUCGCCUUUUCCUGGGUUGAUUAUCCACCUAGUUCCAUCUGUGAUUGUAAUACUCGGUCCUCCGCCGAAGACCGUAUAUCCUUUCAUUCUAGAUGUCGAGGGCUAUCCAGGGCAGAUAUUCAAUUUCUUCAUUGUAAUUGGGUUGUUCUGGCUUCGCUGGACCAAGCCAAACGUGCACCGACCGUUCAAAGUGUGGCUACCUCUUGCGGUAUUCUACCUUGCUGCAGCGGUGUUCUUACUCAUCGCGCCCUUCAUACGCCCGCCAAACGGCGUUGGAGACACGCCUCCGCUACCCUACUAUCUAUACGCGCUCGUUGGCAUCGGCGUUCUGCUAGCUGGCGUGCUGUACUGGGCCGUUUGGCGAAUCGUCCUCCCCCGUAUCUUCGGGUACGCGCUCGAGCCGCGCAAGGAGCGGCUGGACGAUGGAACGGUUGUCACUGUUUUCGAUCGCAAGAAGAUUGCUUGAGAGUUUUUGCUGUGCUGUGAUCGUCGUUUGCUGUGACGCACGCUGGAUUGUUUCCUUGAUGUAUCGUAGUUCAUACUCGCCUGUAUACAUUAUGUAGAUACCUGUAUG
Molecule: messenger RNA, 1860 nt
Organism: Coniophora puteana RWD-64-598 SS2
Lineage: Eukaryota; Fungi; Basidiomycota; Agaricomycetes; Boletales; Coniophoraceae
Product: amino acid transporter
Exons: 16
Coding region: 64-1752 (562 amino acids)
Biological process (GO): amino acid transmembrane transport
Cellular component (GO): membrane
Molecular function (GO): L-amino acid transmembrane transporter activity
Source: RefSeq, a predicted model, not a curated record